Messenger RNA from Bactrocera neohumeralis, 3432 nucleotides. RefSeq names its product protein EFR3 homolog cmp44E (gene stmA). Gene Ontology annotation, cellular component: plasma membrane. NCBI's taxonomy places the organism in Eukaryota, Metazoa, Arthropoda, Insecta, Diptera, Tephritidae. The record is from RefSeq and is a predicted model, not a curated record. The transcript is spliced from 11 exons. The coding region runs from base 282 to 2792 and encodes 836 amino acids. Gene Ontology annotation, biological process: protein localization to plasma membrane.
UGAGUGUCGCGAAAAAUCGGUAAUCAACCCCAACAAAAAAGCGUUAUAAAGUGAGAAAUUAUUAUAGAAAUUUGUUAAAUGUUAACUGUUUAUUGCAAAAGUGACGCAUGUCACACCAAACACCUUUUGCAAUGUUAUUUCACCCGUGUUUGUGAGCAUUAGAGGGGGUGGCAGUGAAGUGUAUGAAAACGUGCACAUUACAGUAAAUCAAUCAUCAUAGAGACGACGACAUCUUAAAGACCAGACGGGGCAUCUGUUCCGGCUCAUGAAAGGUAGAGCGAAUGGCGUUAAUACGUUGCUGUUUCGAACCAGUUGAAUUACCAGAAUUUUUCGACACUUUUGUGCAGAAGUGUACGGAUCCAACAUGUUGCUGUGGUUGUUGCUCAGCGCUACGCCCGCGCUACAAACGGCUGGUGGACAAUAUAUUUCCUGUAAACCCUGAAGAUGGUCUUGUCAAAUCGAACAUGGAGAAGCUAACAUUCUAUUCUUUAAGCUCACCAGAUAAGCUAGAUCGUAUUGGUGAAUAUUUGUAUCAAAAAGCUAGCAAGGAUAUUAAUCGCAAACGUUACAAGUUUGUAGAAAUUGCCAUGGAGGCAAUGGACUUACUAUUGCAGGCUUGUCAUGCACAGACUACAUUAAAUUUAUUCGUUGAGUCUUUUUUGCGUAUGGUACAAAAAUUGUUGGAAGACACUAACCCCAAUCUGCAAAUUAUGGCUACCAAUUCGUUCGUAAAGUUUGCAAAUAUAAAUGAAGACACACCUUCCUACCAUCGGCGUUAUGACUUCUUUAUAUCAAAAUUCUCUGCUAUGUGUCAUGGCAACCACGAUAAUGUGGAAUUACGCGACAGUAUACGCCUAGCUGGUAUUAAAGGUUUGCAGGGUGUGAUACGGAAGACUGUAUCUGAUGAUUUGGUUGAGAACAUAUGGGACAAAGUGCAUAUGGAAAAAAUAGUACCGUCAUUGCUGUUCAACAUGCAGUUUUGCGUGAACGUUUUGUUUGUGAAGAAAAAUUUAAUUGCGUCCGGCGACUUAACUCCCGUUGAAGACGCAACACACGUAACACCACCAGUGCUGGCCGAAGAAGUAUUACGCGAACUUGUUGGACGUGCAUCUUUCGGUCAUAUACGCAGCGUCUUGAAGCCACUGCUCACCCAUUUGGACCGUCAUGAAUUAUGGGUGCCGAACACGUUCGCUAUACACACCUUCCGCAUUGUAAUGAUCUCCAUACAACCGCAGUAUUCGUAUACAGUUGUAGAGACAUUAAUGCAACAUUUAGACAACAAUUUCAAGUCAUCGCCGAAGACACGCACAUCUUUAGCUGUCGUACUUUCCAAAAUAAUAGCGAUCGCUGCUGGCGAAAGUGUCGGUCCCUCCGCAUUGGACAUUAUCAAUAAUUUGCUUACACACUUGCGUACUAGCGUCAGCACAACAACAGAAAUUACCAACGAGGAAUCACAAUAUCAAGAGGCACUCAUCAAUGCGCUGGGCGAAUUCGCUAAUCAUCAUCCCGAUUAUCAGAAAAUCGAAAUAAUGCUAUUCAUUAUGAAUACGGUGCCCGAUCUAUCGAAGAAAAGCAAAGGCGAUCAAAUGCUGCAGAAUAUACUGUUGAAAUCCCUACUCAAAGUUGGUACACAAUACAGCACAGUUUCAUUCGAAAAGGCCUUCCCGGCAUCCUUCUUACAACCCUUACUGAAGAUGGCACGUGCACCACAUGAUCCGACGCGUGUCAUCGUUAUGCAGAUCUUCCAGGCCCUACUCGAUCGCCAUCAAAACGAAAAAGUGCUCAGUUAUGUGACUAUAAAGCCUUACCCAGCUUUAUCGCAGGAGCCACCAUCGCGUUCUGACAUAAUAUUCACACAUAAAUAUGGCGCAAAUAUAAUGCAGGCCCUCAUCGAUAGUAUGGCUCUGUCGGAUCGCAUUGAAUCGCUUGCAUCCAGCUACAAUACGGCGGCUUUGCUUAUUGUCGAAAUGGCUUGUGGCGAGACCGUGCAAGAAUUCUUGCUGUUCAUUUUGGGCAUUCAACAGGUCGCUCUCACAGCCGAUUUGGAAUUGGAAGUGGUGCAUAAAUGCAAUUUACAUUGCAUCGCCAUCGCUCUGAUGUCCCUCAUCUCACGCGUUACUGGCGUAAAUAACUUGCUUGAAUAUGCGCAGAAAAUAAUCGACGCACGCAAAGAGGAGGCACCAUAUUUUCUGCCCCCCUUAUUGGACCCGAAAAAGACGGGAACUACGAAAAUGAAUCUUGGCUUACCCCACCUGACCAUCGAUAAAAUCGCGCUAGCUGAAAGUCUACAAAACGCCGGCAUGGACUCGAAUCGCUUACAGACCGGUACGCCGUAUGCGCUGAAUCAAACCGACAAUCCAGCCCACCGUCACUCCUGGGUAGACACUGUUAGCAAUCCACAGUUGCCGCAGCGCAAUAGUUCCGCCGAUUUGACGGCAUACAAUGCGGACGGCGAUAGCGUGACAAGUUCACCGGGAGUCUCUAAGAAAAUCCUUGCACCCGAAUACAAUUUCGAGGCCAUGAAACGUGCUUUGGCCGAACCCUCCGAGGCGAUGAAGCGCGAACAGCGCGAAAAACAGUUGCAGAUAGUGCGCACAUUCCGGGAAGGCAACUUUGAGGACUUGGUACGGCGCACAGAGCCAAAACAUGAUCUUAUACAAAAUCGCCUGAAUGAUCUGUUUAACUCGCUGGCUGUUGAGCGUCAGAUAACCCAAAGCGACAUUAAAACGCAGCAGCUGCAAGCAGAAAAGCCGAUUUACGAAACCAAUUUCCCUGAAUUGUUCUAUUAUUAAUUUACUUCAAGCAUGUAUGUAUGUAUAUAUGGGUGCGUUGGAGCUACGUAAUAAUUACAGCAGUAAAGCAACUGGAUUGCACAUUUGCUUAUUUGCAUAUUGCACUCAAAAAAUGACAGUAGAACGUCAUGCUGUUGCAAGUGUUGCCAGAAAUUUACGCAGUACGUAAUCCCUUGACUUGACAAAUUUGCAUCACUGCUGCUGUGAUUGUCAUCUCGAACGCACCCUAUGUAAUAUUAAAUAAUAUUAAGUCCAUUAUAACAUUUUACUCGAAUGGCGAUGACGAUUUGCUAAUAGUUAACGCUGGGCGGCGUUAAAAUGUUCCCAUUAAAUAUGUAAUAUGUCUUCUUGCUUGCAAAAAUGUUUAAAACACAAAAUAAUAAAUAUUCGUUGUAGUUGUUGCAAUAUACAGUUAACCAUUUUUAAUUGUUAAACAAGUUUGUAAAAGUAUUGGCAGAGCUUAGAUAUUAAAAUUAAUUGCUUAUCAUAAUAAUAUAAUAAUUAUGUAUAAGUAUAUAUGUAUAUUGUAUUUUUUGUGGUUAUUUUUCCAUUACAUAUUUACAAGCAGUAAUUAUUCUAAUGGUUGUAGUUAUAAAAAUUAUGUGGAAUUAUAUUGGAAUAUGAGAAAUUUGGAAAAACA